AAGCUAACGUGACGUGUACAUCAGAUAAGUUUACUUGCAACAAUGGAAACUGCACGAGUAUGAAAUGGACGUGCAAUGGUCGUGAUGACUGUGGUGACUUCUCUGAUGAGGUUGAUUGCCAGAACAGAAGACCAAAAUGUAACAGCUCGGAAAUAUUGUGUGGAGAUGGACUCCAGUGCAUCAGUGAGACAAAGAAAUGUGAUCGCAUUGAGGAUUGUUUUGAUGCUUUAGAUGAGCUUAACUGCAGCCGUUGUAAGUAUUGAAAUGGUGAAUAUCUGAAUUUUAUAUAUUUAAACCGCACAAUGAAGAAAUAUAUGCAGAGAUGGUGAUUAUCGAAGUUAAAGACGCUGCACCGGAAUUGUAACUGACUGCAUAAGCUAGUAGUUAUAAAAAUGCCUUUUCUGGAUCAACUCUAAAAUACCUUUUUCCCUCAUUUUCUUCAUUAAUCAAGUCAUAGUUUUGAACUAUUAAGACUACAUGUCAAUUUUUUAACUAUUAAGACUACAUGUCAAUUUUGGACUAUUAAGACUACAUGCACAAAAAUCACAAUUUUUUUCGAAAGUGACAUCUUUCAAAAACGUUUGUGUCGUAGUAUCCAAGAACAUCAAUUAACACACCAACGUUGACCGUCUUUUACUUCCGUUUCUUCGAGUUGGCAUUUGCAUUCUUUUCCAGGAGUUGGUUGUUUGGUGUGAUAUUUCAUUAGGCAAAGAUCAAUGAGGCAAAUAAUAUAAUAAGAAGUCAAAAUGAUGAUAUUUUUUCAAUGAAAUGAACAAGAUUGCUGUGAGCGCAAAUGAUGACAAACGCACCAUUUCAAGCAACAAGAUAAAGACCUUUGCUUUAAGAUAAAAUAGAGUUUAAAAGAUUAAAAUAUAAUAAUUAUAAAUUAUGAAAGAUCAAGAGAUAAUUAUUUUUAAGGAAAAUAAAUUUUAUUUUCAACCGGUUUACAAAAGGUAGAUUUCCCGCUUAACAAAAUUUUUGAUAAUUUAUGCAAAAUUGAACCUCGUCAACGUCAGAAGUGCAUUUAUAAAAAAUAAACAGACUUCCUCCACAGGGGUUUGAACACGAUUUUAAUUAAAGUACUUUUCGAGCACUGCGGUAGUUGACCGCAAAAGUGUUACGAUGAUAGAUACUCAACUGGAUGAUUAAGUCACUACAUAGCAACCAGACACUACGCAUUUUUUAACUUACGGGACGCUGAGGCUUGUGAUGAACCAAACCAUAAAAAAGAGGCAUAAGCUCUGGAAUACUACAGAAAGUAUUUUCUGUGAAAAACUGCCGAAAGUAUUUUCUCUACUUGAUCUAGAUGUCUUCGCAGGUGUUUCUUAACUAGUGGAUUUACCUGACAUUUUCUGCACAAUUAGGCGCCGCACGUUUGACUUCAAAGGAGACUGGGGGUUAAUUAGGUUAUGUUGAUAAAUCACGUGCUGUGAGUGCUUAAACGUAGCCUGCGAAAACAUAAGUUUCUCCUCGCUCUUCGCCGCUGGGGACGUUUCGCGAGGAGGAACGUCUGCGACUCAGCGACCGAAAUUCCAUACUGAUGAAGUAUAGUCUGUCCGCAAUUCGGUCAGAAGCGCUGAUUGGUCGACGGAGUAGUUACAUUGUUUUAGCUAUUGUUUACGAAUGACAGACAAAAGACAAAAGGCCACAAAGGUCAAAUGUAAACGUGAAAUAAUAUUUGUGGAAUAUAGUCUUCUCUAGAAGAAGCAUUUGAGUCUUGCUAGAGCUCGUUGGCAGAUGAACACAACACUUCACCAAAAUCGACCAGAAGACACGCAAAAUUGGGCAAAUUUAUAUUUGGAACCCCAUGACUACCGGAUUCAUUAUGUAAACGUUGAUUGCGUCAUCAGUAUGGAAUUUCGGUCGCUGAGUCGCAGACGUUCCUUCUCGCGAAACGUCCCCAGCGGCGAAGAGCGCAUCCUCGGAGACCCAGGGGCAGUCAGUCGGGCCGGUAGAAAGGCGCUGCGAAAGUUUUCAAGCACGGGCGGAAGGGCCCCUGGGUACUGACUCUCACAGGACCAUUUCCAAACGGUCAGGCGAAUGCUGGCUCCUGAUUGAGCACAAAAAAUGCUUUGUAUUAUUGUGCCCAAUCGGCGAACAGUAUCUCCUGAGCACCUCCCCUUUUCGUGAGUUCGUACACGACGGCUAUUAUCUCGCCACAGUUGCCCGGUUCGUUCACCAAGCUUUCCUAUCCAGAUAAAGGAACUACCGAUGAGUCGAAAACGUUUCGGAUGCUAUCAGCAGGAGCAAUUCAAUUUGCACUGAGAAAAUUCUGUUUCUGACGGAUCACAACUGUAUCGUAAGUAAUAGAAAGUUUAAGGUGCGGCGGCGCCGGACAAGAAAUCAAAAAACGCAAUAGCUUGACUGACAAGGCAAAACAACAACUUUGCACGUGCAUCACGCUCUGUUGUACAUUUCUUUGCCGUCACUGCAGGGCUACCACGUGAAAAUGCCUAGUUUCGCGUUUUGUGAAGGACUUAAACAAGCAAUGAGUGACAAAAUUUUCUUCCUCUUUAGAAAUUCAGCUCCAGAAGAGUUCGCUUGCAUUUAACAAAGUAAGCGAGUUGGAAUAAUCACGAUAGAGACUGAAAAACUGUGAAUUCACUUUUCAUGCGACCUUUUCGUGGCUGUCAGUUGUCGUGGCAUCUUGAACUCCCUAAUAUUUACGAAGACGUGAUCGAUGCAAGCGUGAAUACCUGUUGUAAGCUCAAGCUUGUAUUUUCGGAAAAGCGUCUUUAGUUUUCGCAUAGACAGUAUUUUGAAAUGGAAAGUUUAUAUCGAACUGAAAGUUUCCUGACUGCGUGCAUUUCUUUGGUCCGUGAGCCAGACAAGCCGUGAUCGAGUCAAUAGCCGUCAUGUACGAACUCACAAAAAGAACUCAGGAGAUGCUGUUUUCUCCGAUACAAAGCAUUUUCUGUGCCCAAUCAGAAGCCAGUAUUCGCUUGACCGUUUGGAAAUGGUCCCAGGCGGUGUUAGACACGGUCCACGUGACCAAUUUUGUCCAAUCACAUCAUUGCAGAUGGCGGACUGAUUCUUUCACCUUUGCGCUAGUAGUCUCUUCGAUUUUCUUCGACUUUCGCCGUUUAUCAAGUGAUUUACGAUGAUUUUUUUGGAAAAGUUUGAGUAGACAGAUGUAGCAAGCCGCAGUUCUUAAAACAAUAUGAUGUAUGUUUGUUUUCUAUUGAUAUUGUUCGUUGUAAUUCUUCAUGCGCAUAAUCCCUUUGUUUAGUUAAGCGCUAUUGUUUAUGCUUUUCAGUCUACAUCUUCUCUGUGUUCAACGACCCCUGACCUCCAUUUUUAGCAUAAUCUAUUAGUUUUGUUGUUCAAGAAUCUGAAAUGGUCGGCGGGCCGUAGCAGGCCCCGCCGUUUUAAGGGUCAAAAUGCCACUUGAAGUAUACCAACGUGCGUGAAUCGUGACUCCAUUCCGCGGCAUCUUUAGUAUUAUAAAUAUACUCGCGCGGUCACGAUCGAACCAGCUUAGAAUACUUUCACUACACGAUCAGCUCAGAAUACUUUCUUUCAUUUCCUUUUUAUUCGUCUUUAAAAAUAUGAUAUUUUUUUGUAAUAUAUAUGUCAUCAUAUCGGCCCUUAGGCCCUCCGUUUUGAAUAGUUCCUUGGCUUCUUCCUUCUGCCCUUGUCCGCAAAGAGUUAACCUUCUGUGCGAGAUUCUUCAUGAUUCCUAAUAAAUCAUACAAAACAUAACGAACAGAUAAAACUGAAUUCAUACGGAAAAAAAUGACUAGAAAACCUCCGCUAACUUGCUGUUGUCCUCAACAACAACAAGUUAGAGGAGGAGGAUUCCACAUUUGCCUUGGCCUCCAGCUUCUUCUGGAAAACCAGAAUAGGUUGCAUAUUAUUUUCGAUGGGAAGAUCAGUAUCCUUCAUGCACAUGUCAGUGUACCUGGAAAAAAAAUCUGAGGUGAGAAGAGCGCUAAAGAGAAGCUUACGUUCAAAAUCAAGCACUUUAGGCACAUGUAAGAACGAUGUGUUGAUACGUACCGCGUUGCUUCGAUCCCAGAAUUAUCUCUUCGACACAGAAAAUAACAGUUUUGUGAAGCCAGCAGUAAACGUCGAUUGCGGCCACCUUUCCAGAGAAAGAUCUCAAAUGAACAUCGCAUGUUAUGUUCUUUAAAAGCGGAAGAAGACCUGUAAUGCCCAUAUCACACUAAUUCUCCCGGUAUUUUUAUGGCGUAACGAGAGAUGUGAACAAAGCGAAGGUCAGAUGCAAAUGAGCCGUUUUUGAUUUUUUCCCCAUGAUGCCCUUCGGACCGUGUCCAACACCGCCUGGAAAUGGUCCUGUGAGAGUCGGUACCCAGGGGCACUUCCGCCCGUGCGUGAAAACUUUCGUCGCGCCUUUUCUCCCGGCCCGACUGACCGCUCCUGGGUCUCCGAGGAUGCAAAGAGCGAGGAGAAGUGGAUGUUUUCGAAGGCUAGCUUAAACGUCCCCGGACUAUUUCAUCUCAAUAGGAUUGCUACUGAAAAAAUAAUGCAUUGUUAUUUUUUCAAUAUUUUUAAAACGUGUUGAUUGAAAAACGUUAAACAAAAGCAGCAAAAAUAACAAAUGUUGGGCAGAAAUAUUUAUGCAAAUGUAUUAUGCAACUGAAGUAAACAGUUUGAGUGUCUACUUGCCUUCGCAAAACGGCUGUCCAAAUGAAAGAAAUUUCACAGUUAACAGGCUGCACAAGGGGAAACAAUUGCUCGCGUAGAGUGUCGUUAAGUCUAGCUACAAAGCGAUGUAAAGGAAUUGCAAACCGGUAAGAAUUAAAUUUUGUUGCUCAUGACUCAUUUCGCCCAUUCCUUCUUGAAAUGGUAACAUGGACCGCGAUUUGGUACCUUUUUUUGGUUAGAAAACUUCAUAUUUCGUUUUAGAAUAUGGUCUGACCGGUCAAAGAUUUUUUUUGUUCGGUUAAGGAUGAAAAUUUUUUUUAAAACUUUUUCUGGAAGACAAAUUUUUUUCAAUUUUCUUGUUAUUUGCAAAUUAAGGGGAUCGUCAAUAUAAAAUCUCACGUUAUUAGUAUUGUUUAUAUAGAAGGUUCAUCCAGUCGGUAUUCCAUUGUUUCAGUCAUUCAACCCCGUAUUUCCCCUGAGGCUGACAUUUUGGCGGGUAUAAAGGUCCUUAACUUAUUAAAUCCGAGAAGUCAGUUGGAUAAUAUGCCUACUGAAUAUUAAUGAAUUUUUGACGAAAAAAUAUCUUGCCAACUAGUUCUGGGCGAAAAAGUGAAUGCGUUGAAUUACCAAGAGAAAACAUCAUGGACUUCCCUUGAGUACGUGAGCUCUUCCCUGUACCCCCACAAAAAGGACUCUUUCUUUCUUGUCUGUUGUUUGCACAUGUCUGAAGAUAUUCAGGAAUGGAGGGAGGGGCAGUGCCAAACUCCUUUCACCGUUUUUUAAUUACUAUCGGAUAGCAAAAAUAAAAUAAAAUAAAUAACAAUUAUUCACCGAAGUGGAGGUGGAUAGUACUGGAUAUUUACCGAGGCCGUGAAGCGGCGAGGUGGUUAUCUGGAGUUGUUUACAAAAUUAAGAGGCACUCAACCUCAAGAUUCAAAUAAUUAAUUCAAUCUAAAAUGAGUUUUGUUGCCGUGUUCAUCAUUAAGAAAGAUAGUCUUUGCCCGGGGGGGUACUCCCAUACAUUACCUAUAUGGGUAUGUGCCGCCCAACGGGGUCGUGAUUUUGAAGCUCCUGGUUUAGAACGGGGUAUCCAUUUCAGAGGCGUUUUCUAGAACGGGGUAUAAUAUUUCGAACGCACGAAAGCUCCAGUUUUGUAAGCAGCCAUUUGAAAUUAUUCAAGGACAGAUUGCUUUUAAAAAUACGGUUCAAUGCGUUAACAAGCAAACUGUUGUACUCUUGUUGCACCCUGUGUUUUAGCGUGCAGGGCGGGCGUAUUUUGGCGCGAGCUGCGAGCGCUGACUCCGCCAUCUUGGAUAAAUAGGCGCGCGGAAGUCUGGAACGAGUCCAUAAUGUACCCGAGGGAGUUGGGCUCUUUCGAUUUACAAACUUUCUAGAACGGAGUAUAAAAAUUUGGCCCAUUUCUAGAACGGGGUAUCAAUUUUAGCGGAAAAUUUUUUUAAAAAGAGCGGGGGGCAAUUUGGAGUCCCGGGCAGCACAUACCCACCCAAAAAAUACCUAAGUGCCCCACGGGAGUCUUUGAUAUCGCGUUGCUUUCUUACUAGCGACGUUGUUGGGAUGUAAUCACUCAGGUUCCGUCGACGUCUGGCGAGGGCCGAGUAAAGUCGUUGAGGAGGAUGGCAGUGUUGAUUUGCCUGCAUGCAGGUUCUCUUGCUGUUUCUCUAUAAAUUAGGAUACAGGGUAACUGAAGACACUAAAAGAAUUUUGUUUUCCGAGUUUAAGUUCAUCAGUGUUCAUUGUAGCCUUUUUAAGACAACAAUUAUGUUACUCGGAUAAUCUUUUGCAGUGUUGAUCUCUACUGAGCAUCCGCUUGGACUAUGUCCAAUGGGUGAAUUCCGAUGCGACGAUUCUAGCCGGUGUAUUCCUAAAAGUAAACAUUGUGAUGGUUACAAGGACUGUAGGAAUGGAGAAGAUGAAAAGUCUUGUGGUGAGUAUAAUAUAGGCUGUAAAUAAACAAUUUUUAGUCUAUGAGAUGCAAUAUCGCAAAGAUGAAUAAAGUAUAUUUAUGUAGAAAAAAAAAACACUUGUCCCCUUUUCAAAGAGCUGCUUGCACUUAGAUGCGACAUGUUCUUUAAUCCUCACGAAGCGAGGCCGAGACCUCGCGCUGUGAGGUUUAUGAAUUUAUCGAAACUUACCUCGCGCGUGGAUCCAGAAGGACACCGUAAGAUAUAAUCUAAUUAUUAUAUGGACGGGAGUGUAUCACUCGGAACUAAAGCAAUCGAUGUAGAAUCAAUUUGACCACUACAUCGAGAACUGAGAGGUGUAUUUUUCGUAUGUAUGGAUUUCUGCAUUUUCAAACUUUGCAGAAUGAACUUGCUUUGUUUGUUGUUCGGAAAAGUUAUGAAUGGAGGCCGGAAGAUUCGUUGCGGUAGAGCAAAUGUAGUGCGUUUUCUGAAAAACAAGAGAAUCAAAACACCCAAGCAAACGACUAUGUGAUCUAAGAUUUUCAAAGAAUUUCUCAAAAUUUGCUACGAGAGAGACGUUCGCGGAUAUAACUCCCUAGGAACAAUCACAAAGAAUUUGUGUUUGCCAUGAGGAGGAAUUUAUGAGUCCUGUUUAUUAGAGCUUUUGCUCAGUGUCGAACGAUAUCUCCGAGGCAAUAACUAUGGUUUGUCUGUGCCUAACAACAAGGAAUUCCAAGAAGUACAAGUAUUUUGUAAUUUUGUAUUAAGCUCAGCAUUUGUAUUAGGAAAUAGCAGUAUCUGUAUUUAACCCAGCUUUUCAGUCUCUUCCAAGUAUAUUUAUAGUCCAUGUAACAAAAAGAAAACUACACGGUGGUGCCAGAGAAGAUACGAAUUUUAUGUUCGAGUGGCUUGAACAAUAUCUGACACGUUCGCUGCCUGCUCUUACUCGUGAGAUAUAGUUCUUUCCACUAAAACUUAAAAUAAAUAUCUUCUCUCCACCAAGCUUGCAGACACAGAUGACGUAUUUACGGUCGUCGUUUCUCUCCACUCGAAAAGUAACGUUUGCGAACCCGAGCGGCCAAACGAUUUCCGCGGCGUAAGACAUUAUUAGCCAAUCACAGUUUAGCUCCUAAAAUCAAAAAGCUAACUCGCGAGACUUCUCGCAAGAUCGUGCGCGAUGGAUCGUCCAUUCGAAAUUGAAUGGACGAAGCCUGUGUAUAGCCGCCCCUCCGCCGUUUGGAUUCGCAAACGUUACUUUUCGGGUGGAGAGAAGCGACGACCGGAAAUACGUCUGUGUCCGCAGGCUACUCUCCACCGGGUAAUAUCCUCUAUAUAAUCUGGUGGUUGUCCGCAGUUGCUUAGCAACAAAACGGCCACAAACAACUUCUUCCGGUUGUUUUGGGGGCCUUUUUAGCGAUGAAUUCCGUCAACAGAAGUGCUUUAAAUAGGAAAUGGCAGGAAUCAUUUGCAUCAUCAUCUGCAAAAUAACCAAUAGUAUUUGAACAGAGUGGAUUUCUAUUCGGCCUGAAAUCAUAGGCGUAAUCUCAAAGUUGAGCAGUCGCGCAGCGCGAGUUCGAUUUGCAAUCACAAGCAUGAUUUCACAGUAAAGUUUUACGACACAACGUUCAAUAACCACUUUAUGACACCCAUUUUGAAAUCGCACGAUCCAAUCGUUCAAACACAGGAUUUAGUCAGUCCCAAUAUUUUAUUGACGCAAUAGACGGUUUGCAAUAAUGUUUUUACUCUCAUUUUGUUUGCUAAAAAGAAAUGGUGCGAUUUAACUAGAGCAACAUCGUCGGAUUUAAAAAUAAUGUCAGUAUAAAGAAGAUCACAAAUGAAACGAUUUAGAGCACAAGUGGUGCGAUUUAGAACAGAACUGGUGUCAUUUACAGCGAGACUUAGCGGAUUCGUACAUAAAUCACACUUCUGUGAGCCAAUGAGAUUUCAGAAUUUAUGUAAUAAGAGCGAAGAGUCGAGAUUAGAAAAGCUUUGUACUGCUCCUCUCUUUGCAGACGAGUUGGUGGGCUGUAUCGGUCACUUGUUAAAUGCGAUGAAAUCCUUUUAACUUUGGCUUUUCAGCGUCAAAAACUCGCAUCUCAAAAAAACUAACCUUGAUUACAAGUUACUGCUCCACUAGCGUUAAACGGCGUUAUCAGGGAUUUCUAUGGAAAAAUUCUUUUACCUUAUUUAAACCGUAUUCCAUUUCAAUCAAAAUCGGGUGUGUAUACCUGAUUGAAAAAACCUCCUCGCUUAAAAGUAUAAACCAUGAACGAUGAGGCUUCAAGGAUUUAUGGGUAUACGUUCGUUAGCAAAGCAAAUGGAACAAUUGUAUACUGAAUCGAGGUAAUCGUGAUAGAAAACUUGAUCUGUGUACAAAACGGUAGCCUGCGUUACAGCCGGACUUGUGACUCAAGACCUAUAGUUUUAAACAGUCUGCUACUCAGGCUAAUCCCAGUAGUCUUGCGGACUCCUACCUGUGUCAGCGUUGAAAUCUGAUUUCUUGCUUGUGCUUCUUGUAUCUAUACAAUCAGCCAAAAAGACAUGCCAGCCAGAUGAAUUUACCUGCAAAAAUGGCGCAUGCACAAAGAUGAACUGGAAGUGCGAUCAUAAUGACGAUUGUGGGGACAACUCCGAUGAGACUGACUGCCCUCCUCCCAGCUCAGAAGGUAAAGGCUAGUUUGCACCUAUGACGUAAUACUGUAAUAGGUACAAGCCAAAUAAUUUGACGUAGUGGCGCGUUAAGAACUAGCAGGAAGUUAUUUAACAAUUAUUCCUUGAGCCCGAAUGGGCUAUUGACUCAGAGGCCAUGAGGGCGAGAGGAAUAAUUGCUUUUUUAAAAUCCAACUACUUGGUCAAAAAUAUCGAGAAUAAAAAACUUUUAGCCAGUUAAAGCUAGACUUUAAUCCUUUUUUGCCGCCAAAAAGCCCGCGCUUUUCGCUACUAGGCCAGGGGCCUAUAACAUAUAGCCUAGUAGUAGCUCAACCAAUCAGAACGCAGCAUUGAUAAUAGACCACUAGUUGGAUUUUACUAAAAACGUAUAGCCUGUGUAGCAAGUGUUCCCGCGCGAGUUGGAUGAGAAAGUUGUAAUGAGAGCAAAAAAAGGCAGGAAGGGAAUGAUGAAGAGAAACGCUUGUCCACAGACCCCUCGAUUCUGAUACACAUCCCUUAAUAUUUGACGGUCCGUUUCAUUCGUAGGUUGACAGCUUGUCAACAUAGUAGCAGAAAAACGGAUUCACCAGAUUUUAAAAAAUUUCCUCUUCUUCCCUACCCUCCCCUCCCUUUCUUCUCCUUUUUUUGUUUUGUUCUCGUUUUCCAACUUUCUCAACAACUCACUGAUAAACGAAGGCCAUCUCCCAUCACUCAAGACAUCUGCGCCUCGAGUUGAGAACGCGCUGCUGGAGGAAAAUUUAGAAAAAUGGAGGCAAGUGAGGUUCAGAAAUGCGAUUGCCAUGAGCCUUGAAAUCAAUAAGCGGUUUGAUGUAGAAUUCUAGGAUCGGGUUAAGAUAACUGCAAGGAUGGGCACACUACGUAACUAUAGCAUUGCUUUGCACUCGCUUCGGCAUUAAAGGGCAUCUGAACACGGCCUUUGGUCCUACUGCGGCCUGACGGCUGUACCGAUGAGCCCUAAUGAUGACGAAAGAGCUCUACUAUCUGAAGUAUUUGAAAACCUGGAACAGGUUUCUGACGGGGUGAUAUUGCAGGUGCUGUCAUGCGUAAGAAACUGGCCAUAGCGUGAAGUUUAAUGGUGUGUGUGCUUCCUUGCAGUUUCGGCCAGUCUAGUCUCAACUACACUCCCCUAACCUAAAGUUAACACUAACUUCUCCCAAAGAUCGGGUUCAAGUGAAUUUCAGAUUUUAGCGACUUGGUAGGUGAAAGAGAGGAUUUAUGCGCUUUGUAUUUUCAGUUUGCCUCUACCACUCGCUGUGUGGGUAAACCAGCUAUCUAGUAACUAUUUUAUCAAAUCGGCAUUUAAUACGAAUUUUAGCGUUCAUCAUUUAUUUCAUAUAUUUAGAUACAACCCUGUUAGUUUUUGGAUCACAGGAUGGAUUAUACGAAAUUGACCUGCGCAACAAGUCAAGGAUGACACACAUAUCCAAGAAGAUUGUCUUAUCAUUUGACUUUCCAUCAGAAUCGUCCCAGAUUUACUGGUCGGACGGGAAACGUAUAUACCAGUUAUCUCGACAUAAUGGCAACAAUGAAGCAGUAAAAUUUCGUCCUGAUGACGUCAAGUCAGUGGCGAGUCUGGCUGUUGAUGGCCGGCUAAAAAAUUAUACUGGACAGACACCCUGCAAGGUGCAAUUUAUGUUGGGGAUCUAAAAAAUGACAGAACUGUCAAGCUUAUGGAAGAAAACCUGGAAUCUCCGAGAGCUAUUGUUCUUAGUAAAGGGUAAGUAUCAAAAGUUUGAUUUUUUCCAAUGUUAGGUAACCCUUUCGAGCUGCAAACUGUGUUUACUCGGAGCCCUGGCUCGAAUAUUAACGCGCCUCUUAGCCCUUGAUGACAUGUUCAUACGCGGACUGAACAUGUCUUUUUUUGCUCAAAGAAUGUACGCAAUUAAUAAACUCUUCCAAUUGGCAGUGUUUUUCCCGCAUAAAUGCUUAUGUCAGUACCACAUAGAAAACACACAAAGGGUAAUGGGCAAAAUUCUGGUGGCAGGGAAGCGCUUAAAUCUAGGGAUAAGGGGACCAGGAGAGAAGCCCUCCUGGGGGGAGACAAGAUCGAGUGGUACCGGGGGUAGCCACCCUGGACAGGAGUCCUGAUCAGUCUCCGGGGGUGAGGCCCAUAUCCCCCAGUACAGGAACUGAGGGUAACCAGGAGGGGUGGCCCUCCUGGGUGGAGUACAGAUCAGGUGGGACCGGGGGUCCACACCCUGGAGUGGAUAUUUUUCCGGACCUGUCUCCAAGGGCUAAGCCUUACUGUGGGGUAAAGUGCAGCCAGGGGUUGCACUUCCCUGCCACUCCUUUUAUUUGGAAGCCAGACAGCAGUUUCAUAUCCCAGGAACCUAAUGAAGGAAUGAGACCUAGUCGAGUAUAACACCAUAAUAUAAAUGAUUAAUCUUAAGGAUACAUAUAUAUAUAGGGGAAUAAGGUAAUGAUCUGCUUAAAAUAUGUUCUGGUCGUGCUAAAUACUGCUACUCUGCUACUCUGCCAGCCCAUAUUGGAAUAUGCUCCUAGAGGUACUUAGAACUGCUGCAUCAUUACAUGUUUUCAAAUCAAAAAAUUAAGAGCAUUAAUAAUUGAUAAUAAAUGCUGCUGCUUUGUAAUUAGUUUUAAUUAUCGCUAGGUACUGUAGACACACUGUAUAAAAUAAUUGUCUUGUUUCUGCAUUAUCGUAAACUUGUACAUAAUAUAUAGUAUUACUUUAUUCUAAUUACCAUUGUCAUUUAUAUUCUAUUUGUUUUUGCUAUACCUUCGGGGAUAUGAGCAUUAGUUGAUGCUAUCUUUUGGAAUGCGAAGUGAGAUAAAGAUUUUGAUUUGAUUUGAAAUAUAUAGGGCACAUAAGAAGUAAUCGAAGAACUGAACAAAGGUUCCAGUCAGAACAAAGGGGUGGGUGGGAGGGAAAACACGCUGUUGUGAAUGAACCGAAGCUCUAAACGAACUGACUGGGAAAGGACAGUGUACGGCAAAAAGAGGAGCACACGUGCAUGAUAAGCAUGUGAUAAUAUGAAUGGAACCUUUGUGGAGUCUAGGAAUAUAUCAUGCUACAUUACAGUGGACUUUGCCAAAAAAGAAGGAUACAUUGUAAUCAAACAACUACUUAGUGUUCAUUGUUCUUUCUUGUACUUUGAACUAGUAUCUACCAUUACUGAGUACAAAAGCUUAUACAAAUGUUCACGUUGUGUGACAUAAGAGCCAAGAUAUGAUUGUUGCAAGUAUGCCCUAAGUGUGCUUUCAUAGGGCAUCAUUCUCAGGUUUAUUAACAACAGUUUAUGCUACCAUAAACUUGAACUUAAUAAACUCUUCCAAUUGGCAGUGUUUUUCCCGCAUAAAUGCUUAUGUCAGUACCACAUAGAAAACACACAAAGGGUAAUGGGCAAAAUUCUGGUGGCAGGGAAGCGCUUAAAUCUAGGGAUAAGGGGACCAGGAGAGAAGCCCUCCUGGGGGGGAGACAAGAUCGAGUGGUACCGGGGGUAGCCACCCUGGACAGGAGUCCUGAUCAGUCUCCGGGGGUGAGGCCCAUAUCCCCCAGUACAGGAACUGAGGGUAACCAGGAGGGGUGGCCCUCCUGGGUGGAGUACAGAUCAGGUGGGACCGGGGGUCCACACCCUGGAGUGGAUAUUUUUCCGGACCUGUCUCCAAGGGCUAAGCCUUACUGUGGGGUAAAGUGCAGCCAGGGGUUGCACUUCCCUGCCACGGAUGGUGGAGCAUGGGGAGACAGGGGACACAAUCCCCCCACAGUAGAAGGCGAAUAAAGUCGAGCUCCUGCAAGAAGAGGGAGCCGUACCUUCCGCUCCUAUGAGACUUUGCAAGUGAUCUGACGAAAGUUGAAGACAACACUGGUUGUCCUGAAGUUAGUUAUGGACUAGUAUUAGCUAAGAGUCUAGGUACUUCUAAAAUGGUACAUUUAGGGGUCCUUAUAUAGCGUUCAUAACAGUCUGAGCUCCAGCGGCCUAGAACUUUAAUAAGCCAGGGUGGAAGGCCAGCUUUGGCUGCUGUGGUGGCGGCUCCAAUACGGAAACUGUGGGAGUAGAAAUUGUUGGCAGGGAGGCCACAUUGGUGAAGAAUUGACCUAAGCUCUGUUGUGAGAUUGUUCCGUGUAAGCCAUUGUCUGGGUUGGACGAAAGCGAACAGAGGGUGGCUUGAUGGUGGCUGGACUUGAAGGAGAUAGUCUUUCAUGGCCAUCACCGAACAGAUAGGUGACGAGGACUUUGCAAUGGUGAUUAUGUGGCCCUGUCUGAAGGGGUCAGUUUUAGAUUGUUUGAUGUGGACUAGCAUGUGGUUGGGUGAGUGGGAGUUGGGUACCAGUGUGAUGUCCUUGGAGGUGAGGUGGACAGAGGGGUCGAAGGGGCCAUUGCAAGUGAAUUCACUGGAUCGUAAAAACCCAAAAAAGGCAAGGGUGAAGGCCGCCCAAAGCAUAACAUGGUCCAGGUUAUAGGAAAGUUCGGGCUUAAGGUAGGAGUGAAUGGAAUGGAGAACUGUGAGGGUAAUGGGAAAACUGUCAAGCCGCCUGGUAGGAGUGAGGCGCUUAAUGCCUGUCAGGACCUUUUGUAACCUAUGCAUGUCAUUGAGCUUAAGAGGAAAGUUAAGCUCCCGAUGAAGGUCCUGCACUGCCACCAAGUAUAGCUUGACUGUUUCAUAGGAGACUGUGUUGGCUAAAUGAGAUGCAAAAUACAUCAGGGUUAUCUCUGAGGCUGGUAGGAGGGGGUUUGAGGGGCCUACUAAACCAUGCAUGAGUGUAAAGGUGAGGAAGUGCUUAACGCCAACUUGAUAGGUGCGUCGGGUGGAAGGGGCAAGGGAAGCAUGAAGGUAUCGCUGUACGGAACCUCUCAGAUGUUCAUCGCUGAUGGAGGGAUGGUGGAGGCUGUGGGAGAGGCUGAGGGAGCCAGGGUACGGAAGCGGUCCAUCUGAAAACGGGAAAGGGAAUCAGCGAUAGAAUUGUCUAAGCCCGGGAUGUGAGUAGCUGUGAAUGCAAAGUUAUAUUGGAGCGUUUGAAGUGUGAUUGCUCGAAUAAGGUCCAUUACCCGGGGGGACUUGGAGUGUUUAGAGUUUAUGCUAGCCACCACUGACUUGUUGUCACACCACAUGCGGAUUCUUUUGCCGGACCAGCGGGGCCCCCAUAAAAUGCAGGCCAAGUAUAUGGGAAAUAGCUCCUGCCAUUCAAUACUAAUACCCCUUUUUUGGCUGAGGGUGUGGUGGGGCAGCCAGUGGCCCUGGAACCAUUCCCCUGCUAAGAAACCGCCAUACCCAAGGAAACCAGAAGCAUCCGUGUAUAGCUGAAGCUCCGGCGGGGAGGUGGCCUGGGUAUCUAAAAAGAGAGACACCCCAUUCCAAUUUUGGAGAAAAUGCAGCCACAUAGAAAUGUCCUUACGGAAACCGGAAUUAAGGCGAAUAUGCCAAUGGGGGAACUUGAUACCCUUUGUAAGGUGGAUAAUGCGUUGCAAGAAGGGGCGGCCAGGGGCAAUAACCUUACAAGCAAAUUGAAGGGUGCCAAUCAGAGACUGUAGCUCCUGUAGGGUAGCAGAUUUCCUAGUAGUCCACUGACCAAGAGCUUCCUGAAUGCGGGUGAGUUUAUCCACCGGGAGACGGGCAUCCAUUUUCUUGGAAUCUAGUUGGAUACCCAUAAAUUCAAGGCAUGUGCAUGCAGGGAAGGUUUUCCCAGGAGCUAUGGGGAUAUUUAGAUCUGUAAAAAGGUGCAAAAUUUGGCAUAGAGCAGUCAUGCAUUUUGAUCUGGGAGGGGAGGUAGCAAAAAAGAAAUCAUCUAGUAUAUGGAUAACCUUUGGGAUAUUAAGUUUAGUUUGAAUGAUCCAUUCCACUGCAGAAGAGAAUUCAUCAAAAAGGAAGGGGGCCGACCUGAGACCGAAGGGGAGCACCAUAUCGAAGAAAUAGAGCCCUUCCCAUUUCAUACCCAGAAGUUCCCAAUCAGAGGGGUGGACGGGAACAUUGCGAAAUGCUGAUUUUAUGUCUAGUUUGGACAUGAAGCAGCCUGGACCGAGAUCCUGAAGAAUGGCAAUUGCGUGGUCCACCUUUAUGUAUUGCAAAGAAUAGGAUUCGGGAGGAAUGUGGGCAUUGACACUGGUGGGGCGGUGUUUGGGGUAGGAGAGAUGGAAAAUGGUACGCCAUUCCGAAGAGUGUUUCUUGGGAAUGACCCCAAUGGGGUAUACCUGCAGGUUGGAGAAGGGAGGGAUGUGAAAAGGCCCUGCUGUGUGGCCCACGGUAACCUCUUUUAGCAUGUUUUUGUCAAUAAUAGAUGGGUUGAUAUUUGCACAGGGAAGGUUAGAAUAUUCCUUGGGGGCCCUUGGACCUGAAUAGCCGAUCUUAAAGCCCUGAGAAAACCCUGUGAGAAGAUGAUUAACUGUUGUGUGAUCUGGAUGGCCCUGAAGGUAGGAUGCAAAUUUGUUGAUGUCAAUGGGGGUGGGAGGGGUCAGUUGGGAGAGGUAAUUAGGAGUGUCCUCGGGAGGAAUUGCCAGAGCUUGAAGACGAUUUAGGUCUGUCCUCUCUGUGGCGGGUGAGUUUGGUGUGAUCUUCCCCAGAGUGAGCUGCUGAGCAUCCCGGCUGGUUACACCUGUGUUGGUAAGGGCAUGGGGUGCGAGCACAGGGUCGGCCUUUGUUAAAGUCGUAGCACAGGUCGGAUUGGGUAAGGGCAUCCCGGGACCUACGGGGAGAUAAAGGGCAGGUAUCAGAAAGAUGAUCAAUGCUGCCGCAAGAUCGGCAUCCCGAUUUGGGGAGGCCUGUGAAGGUAUCGAGGUAGAGCUGGACGUCCCGUUCCCCCCACUUGGCAGAAAGGUUAUGGGAGGCACGCCUUCGAAAUUCCACAUCAUAGACAUACCAAGCCAUCCCAGGGAACUUUCGUGCCGCAUCGCGAAUCAACUGUUGAUAGGCUAUUAAAUCCGCGGCACGAGAGGGAUAUACCGACACUAUAACGGCGAAAUAUAUGGCAAAGGCAUCGAGCCAUCGAUCGAUGGAGGUGAUUUUGGGGCGUUUAGAGGAGGAGGGAAGGGGAAUAGUUAGACCCUGAUCGCCUACCUUAAGGUUAAGAUGGGAAUGGAUGGAGUCAGUGAGAAGGGAGGUCAUUGGUAAAAGGGUAGCAAAGUCCACGUACUCACCGUUGGUGAUGGCCGUCGAGGUGGCUUUAGUGAGAUGGCUGGCGAGGGAAGGCUGUCGGAAGUUAGGGUGAAGCGACGCUACUUGGGCUGGAUCGGAAAAGUCGACUGGAGAAGAGAGGGAACCAAGACCAGAAGAAGCGGCGAGACCAGAAGAAACGGCGGUGCUUGGGAGGAGAUUACCUGUCGGAGGAGUUUGAAGGGAAGGUUGUUGUUGUGUCGUGUUUUGGCCGCCAUCUUGUGGCGGUGGAAGAGGACUGGACCUGAGGCUGUCCUGACGGUUGCUCGGAGGACUGGGCCGAGUGAGUUGAGCACUGCUGGCACCGCCAUCUUGGAUUAGUUGGCGGUUCAUCCGCUCGUCCACUAUGGAGGCGAUUAAGGCCGCCAAUUCCGCGUGUGGAACGCCGGUGGCGAUACUGGAGUUAGACUGGGCGCCUGCUGAUUGUGAUGCGGGCGGUCUUUGCUGCUCGUUAUGUUGUAGACGCGCGAUAAGUUCGCGGCGAUUCCCGGUUUGCUGGAGGUGACGUUCUCCCAGCAUGAGGCGAAGAGCUUCGGUGGACAUGGCGCUGUAGUCUGUUGGUUCUGCUGGUACGUUGGCGCCAUCCAAUACGGCAUUUCGACGGUUGAUGUUCCUCCUUUGCCUUGGCAUGAUACACUAAGUUAUGUAAGUCGAUUUAAGCGAAGCGAUUUGUGAGGAAGUAGACCAGGCACAGGUUAUACACAGGUUACUAAUCUUAGGUCAGUUGUCAUACUGGCCAUCACUAGUUGACAUUUUUUAUGUUUUUUCUUACAGCUACUUGUACUUUGCCGACAGCGGUAGGAAGCCGAAAAUCGAACGAGCAAGGCUGGAUGGAAGUAAAAGAAAGACACUCUUUAUUUUUGAUAGUAACCUAGUCCCAAAUGGUUUGGCUCUCGACGAGACACGCAACAAACUUUACUGUGCCGGGACCGACCUAGCUGGAUACGGCGUUAUAGGGGUUAUCACCCUGAGUGAUUUAAAUAUCACCUUUAUUUUUCAACGCACCGCGGGCUAUCGUCCGUUUGGUCUAGAUAUCUUUGAGGAGCAUGUGUAUUGGACUGACCAAGGAAAGAACGCUCUUUUACGCAUCAACAAAUCUAGUGGAACUGGCAUGGAGGUCAUUAUAUCUGGUUUAAACAAGCCGAACGGAUUAAAAAUUCUCCAAAGAGUUCAAGAAAGACUAGGUGGAUAUAGUACUCAAGGUGGGAGCACACGCAAAUUUCGCACAUGCCUUUUUUGCUGUUUUCGCUUUGCCAAACUGACAGGGUUCUCUUACGACACUAUAUGUCCUGUUUCAGAUUCUGAUAACCCCUUUCCGAGCACGGUGGCAGGGAUGGUUGCAGGUGGUACUUGUGUUUAUAAGAAUGGCGGUUGCGAGCACUUAUGUUUAAAUCUGCUACACCCAGCAGAGCGGAAAUGCCUCUGUGAGGAAGGGUUUAGGCUUGGAGAAGAUGGGAAAACAUGUGAAAUGGUAAGUGUUGGUAAUAUUACCAAUUUACUAAAAGUUAUUGGAACUGCCACUUAAAUGCCCCAAGACUUGAUUCCCAUGUGUUCACAUAUAUGUUGCGCGUGAUUUUAUUGCAUGGCCUUGACGCUCGAUCCGAUCUCGUACGUACGUACCCAAAGUGUUGUUCAUUACUGCUCCAGCUACGUUACGUUGAGUUUCGUCCGAUCAUAUAUUCGCCAGUUUGUUUUAAGAUACGUCAUCUUGAAUGUCGUUUAUUUAAAGGGAAUCUUCAACAAGUAGUCGAGAUUCUUCCAGUAGCUUUUUUGUGUAUCUUUGUACGUGAGCGUAAGACAUUUGAGACGUGUCAAAAGAUUCUAAGUCCGAUUUGGGAUAAAAUUUCUAAAAAUGUACGAUACAGCUAAUUAACUUCAGUUACUGAAAAGUUAGCCGCAAAAACGGCGACCUCCCUUUUAUGACAGAUUUGAUCUUUGACGGGAUGGAUUGAAAGCAAGUUACAACCUUAGUGCUGCUUGAUUUAUCAAAGGCGUUCGACGGUAUCGAACAUGGACUCCUGCUGAAAAAACUUCGUUCACUGGGUGUUUCUAGAGAUGCCGUGUAACUGUUUAGGUUAUUUUUUGACAGACAGAAGUCAGUCUGUGAGAAUUGGAAGUGAUUUGUCAGAUUCCCGUAAAGUAGCGCAUUGCGUUCCUGAUGGAUCGAUAUUGGGACCUGCCCUGUUUAACAUCUAAUGGGUGCUGAAGAGCUAUUACAACAACUUGUAUCUCUACACUGCAGCUGCAGGAGAUUGGCCGCCUGUUGUUGCACGCAUAGCCCUCUUAUUAAUCCAGAUAAAACUAGGCUGCUAUUACUGGGAACCUUGCAGAUGCUAGCAUGCAUGCCGAAGGAUUUUAGCAUCACCUUACUUAACUGGCAAGGAAAUACGGCCGUCACAUUCCGUGAAGGAUUUGGUCGUUGUAGUUGACGCACACCUAAGUUUUAAUGAACAUGUGACUGAUGUAGAGUCCAAGUGUACAGCUAGCUUGUGUCAAAUAAAUCGUGUAAAACAUUUAUUUGAUAAAUAAACGCUAAUGACCACUAUAAAUUCUCUGGGGUUUUUUUUGACGCUGUAAUGGCAUUUAAAAAUGUGUGCUCGGACUAGCCCCAGCAUAUCUGCGCAGUAAAUUCUUUGUUAGAUGUCUCCCAAUACUAGACACAAGUUGGAUGUAUCGCUAUUCCGAACGGCUACUGGUCAGUGGUAAUUUGUAUACAAAGCCGCUCGGCUUUGGAAUGAAUUACCUCGGACUCUAAAGGAAGUGAAUAAUUUGAUGAAUUUUAAGGCUGCCCUUGAGAGUAGCGCUUGGGAGAAUUUUAUAGUAUCAUAGAACGUUUUAUACCUGGACUCUUUUUAAGCUAGCCAGGAUAGUUUUUAUAUGUUCAUAGUUUUUUUACUGUAAAGUGUUACUGAAAACCCGAUUUUAUUGGAGUGACAAAUAAAUUAUUUAUUUAUUUACCCCCCCCUUCACGUUUCCCAUAAUACAAUUCGUUUUACCCUCAAAAUUUGGCGUAAAUUUUGUUUUCAAUUUCUUAAGGGACGAAUGUCAGUUCCAGGAGAAGAAAUGGAAGAAAAGAAAGAUGAAACUUGGAUUGCAGCAACUUGGCUGCUGAUUGCUUUGUCGCUGCUUCUUGUCUUAUUCCUUGGGGGUGCCGCGGUUAAGAAAUUCCUCUCGUGGUCAAGAGAAAGAGGUUUGCCAGACGUGAUUCGCAUGGUGUUAAGAGAGGAGGUUAACAGCCCGGAGAUGGAACCUAUCAUGCAUGCAGACCCGCAAGUGGAAAAUACGACUGAUGCGUCACCUGAGUGGAACCAGCAAGGUUGUAGUGCUGAGUCUACAGGAGCAUGCGCAGUCAGCGAGGAUUUGCCACUUCAGGUGAGACAGGCGAAAUAUAUUUUAGAUUCUUGGUUUGCAACCAAGUGACAAGCCGUUGGUGGUCAAUACGUAUACAGUACAUCUGUUUUUCGAAAAAUUUUUAUGAUAACAGAGUUUAGUUACUAGUGGAAAGAAAUGCUUUUGUUCUUGACACCCAACAUUGAAGUGUAAACCACCAACAGUUAUCGAAACACAUAUGAAAGUAAUAAGCCAAGUUAACUGAAAAUAAUAAAAGAUAAUUAGCGAAUAUGAAAAGUUAACCAGGUGAAGAAAAUAGAACAUAAGGUUAGAGCGCUUGAAUACUGUAGACUACAUCGCGGAGCAAAAAAUAACAAAGCUAUGAUGUAGCCUGGGACCAGGGCCCGGUUGCAUAAAACCUGCACUUAAGUGCUCACUUAAGUAGGUCACUUACGAAUCCGUUAUGGGUACACUUACGGGUGUUGCAUGGAACACACUUAGCACUCUCGUAAGUUUCUGUUUUACGUGGUAACUUACGGGCUCACUUAAGGACACACGUAACCUUGAUAUAGCACUUUAUUAAUGAUUCACUCUUUUUUCAAGUUAAGCUAACCAUCGGUGAGUGUAAAGAAAGUUAAAAGUCGUUUCGAACACUUUUAAGCCUCUCAAAAAAUGAAAUUUGCAUGCAACCGUUAUUUUUCUUCAAUAUCUACUGAAAAUAAUAGUUCUUCUUCUUUUUCACAAAAGUGUACAUCAGAGGUUAACAAAGCGCAUUAGAACGAAUUACGUGAAGAAAAAUACUUUUUUUCACUUCUCAGUAAAAGAUCUCGUUAAAUUUAGUAAAAAUAGUAACGAUACGGGACCUACAUAGGUCCCGUAAAUUUACGUGCUAUUUUUUCCGUAAAAAAAGUUUUAUGCAACACCCGCAAUUUCUGUUGCAUAAACGACACUUAAGUGAACACUUACGAAAAUCGUAAGUGCAACCACUUAAGUGAAUUCCCUAAGUGGACCACUUAAGUGAUUUCAUGCAACUGACUUAAGUUACGAGUGCACGUACGUGUACCCGUAGUUGUUACGGGCGUUUUAUGCAACCGGGCCCAGGCUCCGCAGUUGAGGAAAAAGGCCAAAAAAAAAAAAAGAAUGGGCGAGUGAAGCAUGCCUCCUACCUUGAACUCCUCUAUCUACUCCAAAAGAAAGCCAUUCGAACUAUCACCUUUUCUCCUCUACGAACUCGUUCUAAGCCUCUUUUCUCGAAGCUUACUAUUCUUUCUCUCCAUUCACUUCAUAAAUUUCAUGUUUCUUGUUUUGUAUUCUCACACUUUAAUCGCCUUUUACCUGCCUCUCUUUCCUCGCUCCUCCACUUUAAUCGUGAUUUUCAUGAUUAUCUAACUCGUUCUCGUUUCAACUUGCAUAAAAUGUGCCUCAGGUGUCAAUUUGCUAUUAGUUCUCAAGCCCCGACUAUAUGGAACGAUAUCCCCUUGACUGUCCGUGACAGCCUUACCACUACUAACUUUAAAAAGAAACUAAAACUUCGCUUUUUAAGCCUGAAUUGAACUAGCGCAGGAUUCUCAUAGUUUAUUGUUAGUUUAUUUGUCACUAGUUCCGUCUCUGUUAUAGGACUGCCUGCAUGUAAACUUAUUUAAUUUCAGUUUUGUAUCUUGUUUUAGUUUUGUAGUUUAGCCUACAGUCUUCAUUUCUAUAUAAAAUAAUUUCUGUCAUUCUGACCACAGGCCGUAUAAGCCCCCGGCUUUGGCUUUACUGAGUUUGUACUAUAUGAGCGAUGGAAUAAUAAAGUUAAGUUAGUCCAAGAGCCAUGAUUGGUUAGUCUUAUGGGGAGGGGAAAGGGUGGCGGCCGCCUUUCCCCCCUCCCCAGUCUACCGCUAGGCUCGCUUCUUCGUUCGCCGAUUUUUUUUUUUGGCCUUUUUUCCCACCUGCGGAGCCUGGUCCCAGGCUACUAUGAUGCGACCUGAACGGCAAAAACAAUUUUUGAAGAGUGACCUAAAUUCCUUACAUCUUCACGCGUAUGUUCGUUUUAUAGUUACCGUAAAUGACCUAUUAAGCGCCCAGUUCCAAAUAAACGCCUCUUAUCUGAUAAACGCCCCCUCUACACGGUUAAAAUUUUAUUAGACGCCCUUCUCUAAUAAACGCUCCCUGUCCCUAUGGUGACUAUUUCAAUUAAGGUCAUUUUGACUUUUUAGCGUCUGCAAAACAGUCGUUUUUCCGCCAUAUUUUAAUGUCAGCUGUGUCUUGUCAGGGCAGACCGAGGGUUGAAAAUUUAAACCACUAUUUCCACCCCCCGGGUUUCCAUCACAAUGUAACCAUGACUUAAAUAUUUCUUUUUAGGUUCAGGUGCAGGGAGAUGUAGUGGUUUACAGUACAGUGAACAUGAUGAAUACAGUUCACAUGAAUAAUACCAAUAACGUGGAGCUUCAACAAAGUGGCGGAGUGACGGUUGUAGGUGACGAAGCGAAAGUCAAUUAUCAUCAGGCUCCUACGAGCUGAUGCAAAACAUGCUGAGAAUUCCAGUCGUUACUUUUAUUUGUAACACUAGCAUUAUCUAGUGUGUUUAUUCUUCAAGAUUGGAUUAGAUCGUUGAAGGGCCUCUUCUUGGUCAUUCCAGAAACCCUUACACGUGAACUCUUUCCAAUAACGCGAGUGACAAAUCCCAGAGUCUGUAGCUACCGUUUGCAAUGAAAGGGUGGAAACUAACGCGCUUUUACUCCGUUUAGAGAAGCUCAUCAUACCAGUACACUCUGUCCGGCACUAAAAUGAACGUUUUCAGUCACCCCUGUGUUCAUGUACACACUAGAGUUUUUCUUUGAUUGUGCUUUAUCCUCAACUAAAACGGUUACGUGUUGCCUUUAAAAUGCGCUCCUCCUUUAACCACACCAUGACAACUAAUUCAACUGUCAAUGUGUUUACAUUCAGCUAAUUUGGGGCACUGAAAAUAGUAUGGUAACAAAUCUACGGUAC
Molecule: messenger RNA, 22610 nt
Organism: Porites lobata
Lineage: Eukaryota; Metazoa; Cnidaria; Anthozoa; Scleractinia; Poritidae
Source: the annotation of a GenBank genome assembly